AUGGCAGAAGUAGCCGGCGAAGGUCGUUCCAAGGCUCAGCUCAUUGUUGGCAUCGACUUUGGCACUACCUUCUCAGGCGUCGCAUUCGCCUUUGCUACCAACACCGAGGCCAAGGAAGACAUCAUCACCGAAUGGCCUGGCGCCGGUAACCAGACAAAGCAGAAGAUUCCCACCGUCCUCUACUACGACCAGUACCAGAAAGUAGUAGGAUGGGGCCCUGACAUCGCCGAUGCUUUGGCCCCCACGGGCUACCCCAAGCCUGGUGUGCAAAAGGUCGAGUGGUUCAAGCUGCAGCUUAUGCUGUCCGGAAACACAUACAUCGACCCCAUCAACCUUCCACCGCUACCUCCUGGCAAGUCCGAGAUCGAUGUGGCCGCCGACUACCUCUUCCACCUGCGCCAGGCAAUGCGCAACCAGCUGCAAAAGACGCUUGGUGAGGUUUUCAACCGAGAGGAGCGCAACAUCAGAUACUACCUCACGGUACCUGCCAUCUGGAACGAUGCUGGAAAGGCUGCAACGCGCGCGGCUGCCAUUCAGGCUGGUUUCUUGCGGGACGAAAACGACAACAGAUUGACACUCAUCACCGAACCCGAAGCCGCCGCCAUGUUCUGUUCAAAGACUGGUCUGCUCAACCUCAAGAUACACGACGCCGUUCUCAUCGUCGAUUGUGGUGGUGGAACCGUCGAUUUGAUUGCCUACGAAGUCGAAGAAGAGCAGCCCUUCUCCGUCGCCGAGUGCACAGCUGGAUCCGGAGACUCGUGCGGUUCCACUGCGCUCAAUCGCAACUUCAGCAACAUUCUCCGAGCCAAGAUCAGGAAGAUGAAACUCCCAGAUGGUUCCAAAACCGCCGGCAAGGUGUAUGCCAAGUGUAUCAUGGAUUUUGAGAAUAGGAUAAAAGCCGAUUUCCGAAACAAUGGUCAGAAAUGGGCCGUCGACGUUGGUAUCGAGGCAGAGUUCCCCGAGGCUGGCAUCGAAGAAGGGUAUAUGACUUUUACGAACGAGGAGAUUCUGCAGUGCUUUGAGCCGGUCGUGAACCGUAUCCUUGAGCUUGUCAGGAAUCAGAUCAUCGCCAUUCAGGCACAGAACCGGUCAUUGCAGAACGUCUUGGUUGUCGGUGGUUUUGGAGCCUCUGAAUACCUCUUCCAACAAAUCAAACUCCACGUCCCACCUCAGUUUCAAUCAAAGGUCGUCCGUCCCAUGGACUCUGUCGCCGCCAUCGUCAAGGGAGCCGUCACAGCAGGUAUCACCGAGCGUAUCGUCACACACCGUGUUGCACGUAGGCAUUACCUCAUGGCAACUCUCCAACCCUUCAAAGAGGGCCACCACCCCGAACAAUACCGAGUCCCAUCUCUUGACGGCAAGGAUCGCUGCAAGUACACACGCCAAAUCUUUGUGCAAAAGGGACAAAGAGUCAAGAUCGGCGAGCCGGUUAAAGUCUCGUUCUUCAGACAAGUUGCACCCGGCGCUACACUUAUGUACGAGGAUAUACUCUAUGCGUGUGAUGACGAUGUUUGCCCGGAAUACACCAAAGACCCUCGUAUCAAGGAAGUUGUCACACUCACUUCUGAUCUCUCACGAAAGAAUCUCGAAAAGGAUUUUGAACGCAUGGACACGCCCCAAGGUACUUUUUACCGUGUCUACUUUGACAUUUACCUUACUCUCGAUGGCUCGGAGUUCAAUGCCGAGCUGGUUUGCCAGGGCGAGGUCAUGGGCAGGUGUACUGCGCGAUUCAGGUAG
Alternaria alternata is the source of this 1737-nucleotide messenger RNA. Its product is annotated as actin-like ATPase domain-containing protein. Lineage: Eukaryota; Fungi; Ascomycota; Dothideomycetes; Pleosporales; Pleosporaceae. The transcript is spliced from 5 exons. The record is from RefSeq and is a predicted model, not a curated record. Bases 1 to 1737 code for a protein of 578 amino acids. Gene Ontology annotation, molecular function: ATP-dependent protein folding chaperone; ATP binding.